AUGUCUCACUCCCUGGAAGACCGUGCCCAAGGCGCCAUCUGGGGCGUCUGCGUCGCCGAUGCCUUAGGAGGACCAGUCCAAUUCAGAGAUCCAGGAACGUUUGAACCAAUAACUGGCUUGAGAUAUGUUGCUCCCUUCGACGAGCCAGCUGGCUCUUAUUCCGAUGACGGUUCCAUGACGCUGGCAUUAGCAACCUCUAUCUUCAAGUCCAUGCAAUACAACCACGAGCUAUCAGUCAAAUUCUACGUCGAGUGGUUGAGCGAAGGUCGUUUUAGUACUAUUGGUCGCGCGUGGGACGUGGGACGUUCAACCCGCCUGUCCUUGAAGAUCUGGAGAUCUAGAAUGAGCGACAUGGCAUUUGCCCAAGCUGGGGUGAACGCACAACUAAAUCGCGAAGAAUUCUCGGGGAAUGGGAGCUUGAUGAGAAUCGCCCCCAUCGGAGUAUGGUAUUGGCGGGAUGUUGAGCUGGCGAGAGAAUUUGCCAGGGAGCAGAGCAAGAUUACACAUCCUUCGCUUGCUUGUGUGGAGGCGUGUGAGGCAUACACGGAGUUAGUGACUCUGGCUAUGAAUGGUGAGACGAAACAACAACUUCAAAACACGGUUUCGGCAUUCCCAUUCACGCAUUCUGCUCUCGCGAAUCGAAUUGCUAAGUACAAGUCGAUCGAGGAUUGGAGAGCAAAGAAUCCGAGCGAUAUGAGGAGCAGUGGGUGGGUGGUCGAUACGCUUGAAUGUGCCUUAUGGGCAUUCUUCAAAUAUGACUCGUGGAGAGAGGGUGCCUUAGCUGUUGUCAAUCUGGGUGGUGAUUCUGAUACCGCUGGAGCUGUUUACGGAGGGCUUGCGGGUUGUUUCAACGGAGUUGCAUCCAUCCCCAGCGAAUGGAGGGACGGUAUGCAAAGGAAAGAGUUCAUCAAGGGUAUCGCCAACUCGUUCGCAGCGAAGGUUAGGUGA
Molecule: messenger RNA, 948 nt
Organism: Penicillium brevicompactum
Lineage: Eukaryota; Fungi; Ascomycota; Eurotiomycetes; Eurotiales; Aspergillaceae
Product: ADP-ribosylglycohydrolase family protein
Exons: 3
Coding region: 1-948 (315 amino acids)
Source: RefSeq, a predicted model, not a curated record